ACUUCGGCACUUCUCGAUGAACAUCGGAAACAGUCGUUCUGUCUUUUGGACUUGCUUGAAUAUUUCCGAGGUUUUAUGAGAAUCUCAUUCUGCGGUCAAUUUUUCGACGCAGAGUUCGUCGUGCACUUGUGAAUAACUGCAGGACGUAUGAGCAAGAAACAACAAAAAUCCAGCGAAAUGCGAAUGGAUUUGGACACCCUUUCCCAGGUUGCGCUCAGCCAAUUUGACACAAGUUACUUCAGUCAGUCGUUCUCUGGAUCCAGGUCAUACCCAACUGUAUCCGACGAGUUGACCAGGGCACUUGUCAACUCCAUGGCUGUGUCCAAUACUGACCUGUUCAUCGGCGAACAAGUGGAUCUCCCCAACUUUGAAGGCAACAUGGAAGACUUUGAAUACAAACACACGGUUGUUGACCCAAGUUUGGAGCAUGAUCACAACAUGAACAGCCGAAAUGAGACGAUGCCUCUUUGCUACCAUGGUACCAUCACUACCACGGCACCUCACAUGUCUCCGGACCAAGAGAGCCCUAGUGGGUCCCCCAACCCGCAUUCAUGGUGGCCAUCGGGCGACCAGGGGAUGCUUACUCCAACAGUCAUCGGUAACAUUGUCAGCAGCUCCAACACACUCAUCAACGAGACAGUCCCAACUGGCAGUCAAUCUUCAGUUUCUGCCGAGACCGUGCGUCUUGGCAGGGAGGAAUCUUACACACCGACUAGUUCGUCAAGCUAUGAUGUUAUCUGUACUGAACCUCUACCGAUGUCAUCCCCAGAUAUGACCGAAACAGAACAUCUACCCCCUUAUUCCUGCGCCUACACCCAGGCUGGUGGUCUGUCUACGUUCGACACACUUGUUGACACGCUUAGCAGUGCCGCAUGUGCGGCUGAAACAUCAGCUUCACAACCAGUGGGUACACAGUUCGCCGAACAGUCCAUCAAAAUUGACGGUGUUUUGAAGUACACCUGGCCGGUGUCUUUAGAUUCGAGUUCUGCUUUCGGUCGUCCAGUACAGCAGCAACAACACCAGCAGCUAUCAACGCAACAUGUGCAUCCGCAUCCCUCACACCAGCAACCCAUCUCGAUGAAAAUGUCACCCUCAACAUCUCGCACCCAAACCUCACCUCAGCCCGUACCUUCACGGACUCACACACAGCAGCUUGGUGAAAGUAUGAUGCUGCAAAUAUCAAACCCAACUGACAUUCUAAACCAACCGUACCCCGCAGCUAUCCCCAGUUCGUCAGUCACUGGGAAAUCACCCAAACCCAGAAAGUACGUGAGUCGACCCGGUAAGACACCACCACACGAGCGGCCAUACGCCUGCCCUGCUGAGAGCUGCGACCGUCGGUUCUCUAGAAGUGACGAGCUUACCCGUCAUAUUCGCAUCCACACGGGACAAAAACCGUUUCAGUGCCGGAUCUGCCUGAGGAACUUUAGCCGUAGCGAUCAUUUGACAACCCAUAUCCGUACCCACACUGGCGAGAAGCCAUACUCCUGUGACACAUGCGGCCGUAAGUUCGCCCGGAGUGACGAGAGGAAAAGGCACUGUAAAAUUCAUCUUCGGCAAAAGGUGAAGAAGGAGUCAGAACAGAUGAAAGGGGCAAGCUCAUCAUGCAGUUAUCAGUUACCUCAUACUUCACCAUCCCCCUCCUCGUCGUGUUCGUUACCGGCAAGUACGGUAACAACCAGUGCGUCUUAGACCCGUGGAACACCAUUGAACUCUCAUGCCGCCAUGGUGGAAUAAUAUAUCCACAGUGCAAACAAUCCGAAAAAGACUUUUAAAACUCUUUUCAGCUUCAGAAUACUGCACAAUUGCCGGAUUUUUGCAACACACCACUGUAAACUGACUACACUUUGUAUUCACGAUUUCGAAAGAUAAUCUAACUUUUAUUUCCUCUUUCGGUGGUUGACAUUAAACGAUUUAACCUUUGUGUUUUUGUACGAGAAACUCGAAAAAGAAGAAAAAACAAAAACGCAAUGUAAACAUCUUAUUUGGGAAACCUUUGGUGUAAAAAUAUCAAAAUUGCUGCACUAUUUUCGGGACCAAUUUGCUGUAGUCAGUAGUACUAUUUUAUGCUGAAACUCUGGUACAAAAUUGUGUCAUUCUAUUUCUUUCUGCUAUUUAGGUACAUCGCAUGUUUAAUGUCUUCAGGACUUUAAAUGUAGUUUUGGUACAAGUAUAUUAUCAAGGACGUUUUGUCGACAAAAAAUGUUUCUCACAUGUUUUUUAUUUUAUUUUAGAUUUCGCACCAAGUCAUUUCAAUUAUUCACUUUCCCGGAUAACUUAUAAUCCCGAGCAAUUUACAUUAUUAUUCAGCACAUUUCCAAUUCGCAUCACAAACAAAACUAAAUUAUCUUCAUUUUGCUGGAAGUAUUUCACAACAUAGAGUUGGUCUGUUUUUGCUCAGAAGUAUGUAGGCCUAAUGUAAAGUGCAAAGGAAUUACCCUUUUGUAGAACUCGUUUCUCAUUGCAUAGAAAAGGGUUCGAGAUUUUCGAAAACCAUCUUUUUCAGAGAUGUUUACAAAAAACUAGUGCUUUGCAUUUCAAAGGGGAAAUUUCUUUUGCAAACUUUCUCCGAAGAUGCACAUUGGAGCGAGUCGUAAUAUAAUUUAAGAAGCAUAACUUAGUGUUAACGUAUUAAGAAAUUCUGAAAUACCCUCUGGUGAAAUGCAUAUAAUUGUAUUCCGAUUGGUAAAAUAUUACUUUUUCCCCCUCUGGUUUGGGGUCUUUUAAUAUCAUCUAACGCUCUUGCCAGCUAUAUAGGGAAGAUUACAAAUCAUCACUUUUGUUUAUAAAGGCACUAUAAUUCCAUCUGAUCAGUUGGUUCAAUUAUUUUUGUAUGCUGAAUGCAACAGGCUUGCUGAAAAUUGAAGAAUGUUUCGAAAAUUGAAGACAAGGGAGCCGGUCUCCAUAUGGCCCAUUGAAACAUAGAAAAUACCACAUAAUUGUAAACUGGUUCAGAUACUUAAAUUGCUUGUACUUUUUACGUUUGCUACCAAUAUAAAAAAAACCACCUGCAGGUCCAGGAUUUUAUUUUUGUCAACCAAUGUUUUGCAAAAACUAAAAAAAGAACCUUUCACAAAACCAAGACCCCCGCCCACUUGCCAUGCAAUUUCACGUGUCAAUGUCAAUGUGCUCUUGUUGUGUUACUUCAGUUCGAAUGUAUACAAAGCAGAAGAAAUAAACUUGCUAUUUGCUAUUCAUUUGCUGAGAAAAAUGUAAACUUGUUAAACAGCUCAUUUUUUGAUGUUUUAAUUUUGAUAUCGACUAGAAAUGCUGCAACGAUAGCGCUUUGGAUGAAAGUUACAUCGUGUGUGUAUGUGUUGUAUGUCCGAGGUGUAUAUGCCAGACUUAUAGCUGUGUAUAGCACUUACUUUUUUUUGGAUGUGUGAUAACUUCAACAACAUGUGCCUUGUGAUUGUCUUUUUCGAAUGUUCAGACAUCAGACAAAAUAUGCUGUUCUUCUGCAGUCAUGGACCUUCUGUAAAAAAAAAGGGAGAUCUGAUCCAUCGGAUCACAGUGCUCAGAUUUAUCAAACAAAAACAAAAUCUACAGGAAAAUAACCAUGUAGAUUCAUUCCUCAUGUUUGUUGUUUCGGUACGAGUAUUAUAUGAUUUACAACACUUGCUCUUAUUUAAUUUGUUAGUUUAUAAUAUAUUAUAAACAAUGUACGAGAUAACCUGUAAAUGAUACUACUGUAAAUUAUGUUGUACUAUAUUGAAGAAAAAAAAAGAAAUAUUACGGGGAAAAAUAAAUUAUUUUUGU
Asterias rubens (European starfish) is the source of this 3759-nucleotide messenger RNA. RefSeq names its product early growth response protein 2-like. NCBI's taxonomy places the organism in Eukaryota, Metazoa, Echinodermata, Asteroidea, Forcipulatida, Asteriidae. Bases 148 to 1692 code for a protein of 514 amino acids. Gene Ontology annotation, biological process: regulation of transcription by RNA polymerase II. Gene Ontology annotation, molecular function: DNA-binding transcription factor activity, RNA polymerase II-specific; RNA polymerase II cis-regulatory region sequence-specific DNA binding. The record is from RefSeq and is a predicted model, not a curated record. The transcript is spliced from 2 exons.